Messenger RNA from Sclerotinia borealis F-4128, 1200 nucleotides. The record is from the annotation of a GenBank genome assembly. NCBI's taxonomy places the organism in Eukaryota, Fungi, Ascomycota, Leotiomycetes, Helotiales, Sclerotiniaceae.
AUGGCAGAAGGAAUUGAUAGAAAGACGGAUGACCGUAUGGAGUUCACAACUUCUGCGGAUGUUACUGUCGCGCCAACCUUUCAAGAUAUGCAUCUUAAGGAAAAUUUACUCCGUGGUAUCUACGCAUAUGGUUACGAAUCUCCUUCCGCUGUUCAGUCUCGUGCGAUUGUUCAAAUCUGCAAAGGUCGUGAUACUAUUGCUCAAGCUCAAUCUGGUACUGGUAAAACUGCAACCUUCUCUAUCAGUAUGCUUCAAGUCAUCGAUACCGCCGUCCGCGAAACACAAGCCCUUGUCCUAUCACCUACUCGAGAACUUGCGACCCAAAUUCAAUCAGUUGUCAUGGCGUUGGGCGACUACAUGAAUGUACAAUGCCAUGCUUGUAUCGGAGGUACCAACGUUGGAGAGGAUAUCCGCAAGUUGGAUUAUGGACAACACAUUGUUUCUGGAACUCCAGGUCGUGUCGCUGACAUGAUUCGUCGUCGAAACCUUCGCACUCGUCAUAUCAAGAUGUUAGUUCUUGAUGAAGCUGAUGAGUUGUUGAACCGUGGAUUCAGAGAGCAAAUCUACGAUGUUUACCGUUACCUUCCACCUGCAACACAAGUAGUUGUCGUUUCCGCUACCCUCCCAUACGAUGUUCUCGACAUGACUACCAAAUUCAUGACCGAUCCUGUUCGUAUUCUAGUCAAGCGUGAUGAGUUGACCUUGGAAGGUUUAAAACAAUACUUUAUCGCCGUGGAGAAGGAAGAAUGGAAAUUCGAUACCCUCUGCGAUCUAUACGAUACCCUUACCAUUACUCAAGCUGUUAUCUUCUGCAACACAAGAAGAAAGGUGGAUUGGUUGACGGAUAAGAUGCGUGAAGCCAACUUUACGGUAUCUUCGAUGCAUGGAGAGAUGCCUCAGAAGGAGAGAGAUAGCAUUAUGCAAGAUUUCCGUCAAGGAAACUCUAGAGUGUUGAUCUCUACGGAUGUUUGGGCUCGUGGUAUUGAUGUUCAACAGGUUUCAUUGGUUAUCAAUUAUGAUCUACCAGUCAAUCGUGAGAACUACAUUCAUCGUAUUGGUAGAAGUGGUAGAUUCGGAAGAAAGGGAGUUGCGAUUAAUUUCGUGACUAGUGAGGAUGUUAAGAUACUGAGAGAUAUUGAGUUGUACUACUCAACUCAAAUUGAUGAGAUGCCAAUGAAUGUUGCGGAUCUCCUUACUUAG